UAAAAAAUAUUGGGGCAUCUUUUUUGGUUUCAAUUGCAGCGGGUCUACUUGGAAUCAAAUCAGCCAAGAAUCCAGACUUACUAUACACCAUUAACAAACAAAAUCAAACUCUCCAUUCUCUUUCCCUCUUUUUCAACCUACUUUUUUAAACAUCACAUUCAAACAUGAAAAAAGACAGAAACCAAAAAUGACCCAAACGUUAACUUAUUCAUACAAUAUCAUAUUUCAUCAUGUGCAACUGUAAUAAAAUGCCCUGUUUUGCUCUAUAUCAGACACCCAAAUUAACCCCCUCAAAAAAGCCCCAAUUCGUAUUAGAAAUUUUUAAAACAAAAUAAAAUAAGCAAAGACGUUACUGUUGUGUUGAUUCUUAUUGAUCUUUGAAGCAUUUGAGGAUCCUUCCUUUAAUAAUGGAAGAUGAUGAAGAAGAGGACCUAUUAUUCUCGCUUUAUCUGGGUUCAUAAAUACUAUUAUCGAAAUUAAAUGUUUGUAGUUAUGAUGUUAAAAGAAAAGAGAGAUUUAAGGCCUCUUUUGGUGAAAUUUGGGGUGGCUGUUGCUCUUUCUUUUGCUGGAUUUCUUUUUUCUCGACUUAGGACCCGAAAGACCAAACCAUCUUUGCCUCCUCCUCCUCCUCCAUCACUGCAUGUUUCAGAUUGUCGCAGUGAGUUUGGUUCCGGCGGAAAUGAUCAGAGUGAAGAUGAUUUUCAGGCCUUAAAGAUAUCACCAACUUCUGACCCUGAAGAAAUGUCUAUGCAACGAACUAGUGUUGAUAAUGCUUCUGUUUGUCUUUCCUCUAGCAUUAGACAUGGUGCAGAUUUAUUUCUCUUGCCAGAGUUUAAUGAUCUUGUUGAGGAAUUUGACUUUUCUGUCUGUGCUGGGCCUUCACCUAAGCAGGAAGUAGAAAGACCAAAGUCAGAUCUAGACACUUCAAGAACAUUUAUUAGUGCUGAAAAGGAUGAUUAUGAGCAAGAGAUCAAGCACCUCAGAAAUAUGGUAAGAGUGCUUAGGGAGAGGGAGAAGAAUCUCGAGGUCCAGCUGCUGGAGUAUUAUGGCCGUAAAGAACAAGAAACAACAGUUUUUGAGCUCCAAAACCGAUUGAAGAUAAACAAUAUGGAGGUUAAGCUUUUCACUUUAAAGAUUGAGUCCUUACAGUCAGAAAACCAAAGAUUAGAGGGCCAAGUCGCUGAUCAUGCAAAAGUUGUAGCUGAGCUUGAAAGUGCGAGAUCCAGAAUUAAGCUGCUUAAGAAGAAACUUAAACAUGAGGCUGAGCAGAACAGGGAGCAGAUCCUAAACCUUCAAAAAAGGGUUUCUAGAUUGCAAGAGCAAGAACUCAAGGCUCCUGCAAAUAAUCAAGAUAUUGAAUCAAAUUUACAAAGGCUAAAGGUUUUGGAGGGUGAGGCAGAAGAAUUGAGGAAAUCUAAUAGGAGAUUGGAGAUAGAAAAUUCUGAACUGGCUCGGAAGUUGGACUUGUCCCAAAUCCUUGCAAAUUCUCUUUUGGAGGAUCCUGAGAGAGAAGCAUUCAAUGAAAUGAGCAACCGUUUGAAGCAAGAAAACGAAGAUUUGACAAAGCAAAAUGAGCAGCUCCAAGCAGAUAGAUGCGCUGAUGUUGAAGAAAUGGUGUAUCUCCGUUGGAUAAAUGCUUGCUUACGAUACGAGCUGAGGAAUUAUCAACCCCCUACUGGUAAAACAGUUGCUAGAGAUCUAAGCAAAAGCCUAAGCCCAAAGUCGGAGGAGAAAGCCAAAAAACUAAUACUUGAAUAUGCACAUACUGAAGGAAUGGGGGAUACGGGGAUGGAUACCACAGAUUUUGAUUGUGAUAAAUGGUCUUCUUCCCAAGCUUCCUAUGGUACUGAUACUGGAGAGUUAGAUGAUUCUUCAUUUGAGAAUUCAUCUGCUACAAAAACCACCAAUUCAGGAAAAAUGAAGUUUUUCAAGAAUCUUAGUAUACUAAUGCAGGGAAAAGAUGGUCAUCAUCAGAGCCAGGCUUCAUCAACAAGCAAAACUGAUCAUCCAGAAGAAGUCCAUUCUCCAAUUUGGAGUUCAGGUAGAGGGAAUGCUUCCGUAACCAUGCUACAAAGCCAUAGUGAUAGAGUUAAAAUUCCAUCUCAGAUUUCAUCCAGAACCUCUUUGGAUGUACCAAGAUGGAAGAGUUUAAACUCUGAUCAUAUCAAAGAUGUCGAAAAGUUUCGAAGGAAUAGCGACUGCAGUUCUUAUGGAUAUAAAAGAUUCAUGUUAGGAAAGGAUGAUGCUUGUGACUCUCCUCUUGGCCCCCAACGCGAACAAGAUUCCAGUUGCUUUCCGAAAUCCGACUUGGUGAAGUUUGCAGAAGUUUUAAAAGAACCAGGAACACCAAGAGCAAAGUUUCACAGGAAAGCGGCAAGCAUCAUUUAAAAUAUUAGUUGACAGUAUAGUGAUAUGUAUAGCUUGUCAUUGCACAUGGUCAGUCCAAAUGUAACAUGUCACUUUUUAUGGCUGGAAAUCAAAAUAGAAAUACCUAAAAAAGCAUUUAACAUUAAAUUACCAUUUCAAUAUAUACUUUACUGUUAGAAAUUAAUUAUUUAAUUUUUAAAUGAAUUACAUGACAA
This is a messenger RNA of Durio zibethinus, 2582 nucleotides long. RefSeq lists its product as uncharacterized. Gene Ontology annotation, cellular component: cortical microtubule. The record is from RefSeq and is a predicted model, not a curated record. Gene Ontology annotation, biological process: protein localization to cortical microtubule cytoskeleton. NCBI's taxonomy places the organism in Eukaryota, Viridiplantae, Streptophyta, Magnoliopsida, Malvales, Malvaceae.